Messenger RNA from Tachyglossus aculeatus (Australian echidna), 2124 nucleotides. RefSeq names its product carbohydrate sulfotransferase 4-like. The record is from RefSeq and is a predicted model, not a curated record. Gene Ontology annotation, cellular component: Golgi membrane. The transcript has 3 exons. Gene Ontology annotation, biological process: protein sulfation; carbohydrate metabolic process; N-acetylglucosamine metabolic process. Bases 277 to 1449 code for a protein of 390 amino acids. Gene Ontology annotation, molecular function: N-acetylglucosamine 6-O-sulfotransferase activity. NCBI's taxonomy places the organism in Eukaryota, Metazoa, Chordata, Mammalia, Monotremata, Tachyglossidae.
UGAAUCUGAAGUGAGCCAGAAGCUGACCAGAUGGAGGUUUGGUGACUGGAAAACUACUUAGCCUCUCCAAAAGCAGAGGGGAAACUAUAGCGGCCAAAGAGAGAGGGGAGCCCCGAAAGGAGACUGGGAGGACAGCUGACCCAGGUUCCAGCGGGCGGGCACAGACCUCUGUUGCCACCACAUCCAUUUCCCCUUCUCGCCGCGGAUGCUCCUGCAGGCUGACUGACAGCGGCUGGUUCAAGAAGUAGCAGGGGACUCUCCACCCCUGCCUCGACCAUGCAACAGAAGAGCAAGAUGAAAAUGCUGCUGGUCGUCGUGGUGGUCCAGUUCGCUGCCAUCAUCCUCUUCUUCCAGCUGCGGAGCCACCGCCAAGGCCCCUCCCCGGAGGAGGAGCCGGGGGGCCGCGUGCACGUGCUCGUCCUGUCCUCGUGGCGCUCGGGCUCCUCCUUCGUGGGGCAGCUGUUCAGCCAGCACCCCGACGUCUUCUACCUGAUGGAGCCCGCCUGGCACGUGUGGGAAGCCCUGUCUCAGGGCAGGGCCGCCGCGCUCCACAUGGCCGUGCGGGAUCUGGUACGUUCCGUCUUCCUCUGCGACAUGGACGUCUUCGACGCCUACAUGGGCCCCGGCUCCAGGAAACAGUCCAGCCUCUUCCAGUGGCCGGUCAGCCGGGCCCUGUGCUCCCCGCCCGCCUGUGGCCUGUUCCAGCGGGAUGACAUCAUCAGCCAGAUCGACUGCAACACCGUGUGCGGCAAAGCGCCCUUCGGGGUGGUGGAGGAGGCCUGCCGCUCCUACAGCCACGUGGUGGUCAAGGAGGUGCGCUUCUUCAACCUGCGGGUCCUCUACCCGCUGCUGACCGACCCCUCCCUCGACCUGCACGUCGUCCACCUGGUGCGCGACCCCCGGGCCGUGUUCCACUCCCGAGAGGGCACCGGCGAUUACCUGACGCGGGACACCCGGAUCGUGCUGGGGCGGCAGUGGGAGAGCACCAAGGAGGAGGACCGACCCUACCGGUUCAUGCAGGCCGUCUGCCAGAGCCACACGGAGAUCUACGAGGCCGCGCGGGCCCUGCCCGCCUCGCUGCGGGGCCGCUACCUGCUGCUGCGCUACGAGGACCUGGCCCGGGCCCCGCUGGCCCAGGUCUCCCGGCUCUACAACUUCACGGGGCUCCACUUCCUGCCUCGACUUCAGCUGUGGGUGCAAAACGUCACCCGCGGCCGGGGCCUGGGGCAGCACCCGUUCCACACCAACGCCCGGAGCGCUCUCAACGUCUCCCAGGCCUGGCGCUGGUCCCUGCCUUACCAGAAGGUGGUCCGCCUGCAGAACAUCUGCAAGGAGGCCAUGGCCCUUCUGGGCUACCGGCCCGUCCUGUCUGAGCAGGAGCAGAGGGACCGCUCACUGGACCUGCUGACCGCCACGAGACCCUCGCAGCCGAGCGGCCCGGAGCCCUGAGCUGAAGCUACGUUCCUCCCAGCAAUCCGACCUCAGCAAAGGGCACCGGGAACUAUCCGAUCCUGGACAUAACCACCCUCUCUGGGUACACAGACACUCUAAAUGUGUUUAGCUACAUGUGCCUAAUCAGAGACGGUUUUAAGUGUUUCUCCUAGGUCCAUAAAUAUUUUGCCAUUUUGCUUCGGUGGCAAAUGAAACCGUACGUAAGAUUGAAAAAGAAACAGUAGAGAAAUACAGGAGAGCGGCGGAAAAGAGAAGGAACAAAUAAAGUUGGGUUUUUUUUUAAAGAAACUCCUCAUAGGAUCAUAACGACAGGGACAGGGCAAAACCAAAGCAGUGUGAACUCAGAGGUCUGAAGUCGGGCAAGUUGCUACCCUUCCUACUCUUGGUAGCAUAGAUAACACUUUAACCCUACUUGAAAUCAACGAAGAAUUCAGAUACCUCCCAUUGAGGGAUUAGCUGCAGCAUAGAACACAAAACUCAAGUUGCCACUUUUGGUAGAACAGACCACUUUAACCUUACUUGAAACCCAAUACCAUCACGAUGGGGAAAGCUGGCUGCCACGCCACACCAGAACUCCCCUUUUCACAGGUCUGUAUGCCCCUCUACAAUCCUAAGUCUGAAAGUCUGAGAAGCAGCGUGACUUAACGGAUAGAGCACGGGCCCAGGAGUCAG